Molecule: messenger RNA, 897 nt
Organism: Chaetomium strumarium
Lineage: Eukaryota; Fungi; Ascomycota; Sordariomycetes; Sordariales; Chaetomiaceae
Exons: 4
Coding region: 1-897 (298 amino acids)
Source: RefSeq, a predicted model, not a curated record
AUGGGGCCUCUCAUUCCACGUAUGCAUGUCUUUGAGAUCGCCGACUAUCCCUGGGUCCCAAGCUUCUUGCGCGGCUACUUUCAAGCAGGCCUCACCGCCGCAUGGACGAUCCACGUGCCCUUCCUGCAAAGCUCCUCGCCGGCGCAAGUCGUUGCCCACCUCCUCUCCACCCAACUUGGUAGCACCCUCCGCUCCCACAUUUUCAUCGACUUCUGUGCGGGAGGCGGCGGCCCCACCCCCUCCAUCGAGCAUCACCUCAACCAAUCCCUCUCCGCCGGCAAGAAGUCGGACGCAGCGGCGGAACCCAUUCAAUUCGUCCUGACAGACCUGCACCCGCACACAGACCUCUGGACCCGAGCCGCCGCGAAGAGUCCCAAUAUCUCCUAUGUCUCGGACCCCGUGGACGCGGCGCGCGUGCCGAGGGAUCUGAUAGGAGGGUAUAGACGCGAAGGGAAGAAGGUCUUCCGGUUGUUCAACCUUGCCUUCCACCACUUUGAUGACGAGCUGGCAAGGCGGAUACUGAGAGAUACAGUCGAUGGUGGCGGCGAUGGGUUCGGCAUCUUUGAGCUGCAGGACCGGGGCAUCGCUGGAUUCACGGCGUGCUGUCUCUUCGGACUCGGGAUCCUCAUCGUGGCGCCGUACUAUGCGUGGCUUUGGAGGGCGCCGCUAGCGCUGUUCUUCACGUAUGCGGUACCCAUCCUGCCGUUUGUGCUGGUGUUCGAUGGGUGGAUGUCAUGUUUGAGGACGCGGACUCCAGAUGAGGUCGAGGCGCUGCUCAGGACCUGCGGCGCCGAAGGGGGCGAGAAGGAGAUCGCGAAGUGGGAGGUGAAGAGUGGGAGCGAGAUGUUCAUGUGGCCGGUCGGGAAGGUGAACUGGAUUAUCUGCGUCAAGAGGUAG